Messenger RNA from Petromyzon marinus (sea lamprey), 9521 nucleotides. NCBI's taxonomy places the organism in Eukaryota, Metazoa, Chordata, Hyperoartia, Petromyzontiformes, Petromyzontidae. The record is from RefSeq and is a predicted model, not a curated record.
GGAGGGGGGGGCAGUCCAGCCCAGGGCGCACCACGUGACCCCGGCUCGCGUUGGACGAGGGGGCGGUCGCGCGAGCGCGGCGUCUGGCGUCAGAAAGCGCGCGGUUUCUCCGCACAGCGACGCAUUCGUCGCCGCGUUUACACACGGAUUAAUUGCCUCAACAUUAACCUGGGGAGAACAAAAAAAACACAACAGACAUGCUGGCGUUACAUUAGGAACGUCGCCGGUGUUUACAAUUAAACCGACGCAUUUCUUUUUAUUUUUGUGAGAGGAUUGAGAGAGGUUGGGGUGGUGGGGGGGGGUUGUUCAGUGUUGGCCGUAGAGCGGCCACAACGGCCAGCGGCUACCCUCAAGUUGCCGCGCGGCAUCAAUCGCGAAAACAAAAACAUCUCAAAUAAAACCGCAGCAAUUACACCGCAGGAGCACGAUACAACUGGCGAAGGAAGACGUGUGGGGAUUUUCGUUUUCUUUAUUUCUCAUUACUUGAAUCGAAAACGGAGCUGAGAUAACGGGCUAUGGAGACGCUCAUCGAGAAGCAGUGCGGCGCGCUGGAGGGUCUCUUCCAAGCCGUCAUCAACGACAUGAAGGGCAGCUACCCAGUUUGGGAAGAUUUCGUCAACAAAGCCACAAAGCUGAACUCACAGUUGAGGACGACGACGGUGGCGGUGGUGGCGUUUCUUGAUGCGUUUCAAAAGGUGGCAGACAUGGCGACCAACACCCGAGGCUCGACGCGAGAGAUUGGCUCGGCCCUCACCAGGGUCUGCAUCAGACACCGUAGCAUCGAGUCGAAGCUCAGACAAGUGUCAACAGCCCUAAUGGAAAGUCUGGUCUCUCCGCUACAAGAAAAAAUUGAGGAUUGGAAGAGGAGUGCUAACCAGCUGGAUAAGGACCAUGCCAAAGAGUACAAGCGUGUACGACAAGAGAUUAAGAAGAAGUCUUCAGACACUCUUAAGCUGCAAAAGAAAGUGAGGAAAGGUGAGAAUGACGCUCAGGGCAAAGGUGUGGAUGUGCAACCCCAACUGGAGCUGGCUCUGCAGGACGUCAACGACUCAUACCUGUUGUUGGAGGAGACGGAGAAAGGCGCCGUGCGCCGUGCACUUAUCGAGGAGCGCGGCCGCUUCUGCACCUUCGUGUACCACCUGCGGCCCGUGCUGGACCAGGAGAUUUCCAUGUUGGAGGAAGUCACUCAUCUGCAGACCAUAGUGCAGGACCUGACCAACAUGACCUCCGAUCCUCACAGGCUGCCCCCAGCCAGUGAGCAGGUAAUUUUAGACUUGAAGGGCUCGGAUUUCAGCUGGAAAAUCCACACCCCGCCCGCCUCGCCGAGCCUCACAGCUUCCUCCCGCCGCUCUAGCGUCAGCAGUGUGGCCCCUCCAACGCACCUGAGCAGCCGUUUCUACAGCGUGUCGUCCCGUGACUCUGGAUUCCCAGCCGCUGACGCCGCCUCCCUCACUCCCCCCGACACUCAGACAAAAGUGCCUAGCCCGGCGUCGUCCGACACCUCGGAGGCUUGCCUCUCCACCAGCGACUGUAGCUCGCCAUCCUCCACUAGCACUGGCUCCACGCAGGGCGCCGCACUCAAGGCGGACAAGUCGCUGUGUGGCUGUGACCGUGGCCGUGAGUUUGAGCCCGCGGUACCUCCGCCUCCCGCGGAGCCCGCGCCAUCCAUCAUGCCCAUGCUCCACCACCCCCGCUCGCUUGCCCACCGGCCCGCCUCGCUCGCCUUCCCUCCCUACCAUCACCAGCACGCCGCCCGCAGCCCACGUGCCUCAUACCACCAGCGCAUUGCGUGCAAGGAGUGGAGCAAACAGCCGAGCCCCUACGAGCAGCCGUCGUCCUCUGCCACGCUGCCACGAACGAUUGCGGAGACCGAGACGGAUUCGCGCUGUGCGGUGAUGACGGGGCCACCCACAGUGCCGCAGCCCGGACGGCAGGGCCCCGACACACCGCGGCCACAGAGCGUCGCCUUCCUACACGGCGGAAAGGUGGACGUGCUGGUGCCAGGUGAGCUGAGCAAGGCGCUGGUGCAGGGGCUGCAGCUGGAGAGCCAGAAGAGCAGCCGCGACUCGCUGCAGUGCUCCAGCGGCUACAGCACGCAGACCACGACGCCCACCUGCUCCGAAGACACCAUCUCCUCUCAAGCUUCAGACCAAGACUAUUUCUCGGUGAACGGCGAUGCAGACGAGGCCGACGCUUGCGGCCAGCAGCAUCUUCUGCCCCCGCCGCCACAGCACCUGCACCACCACCAGCAGCAGCAGCAGCAGCAAACGGAUGCGGACAAGUGUUGCACGGUUCCACGCGGAAGCGAGCUGGCGCAGUCGUACCGCCGAAUGUUGCAGGUGAAGAGGCCCGUUUCGACGGCCGGGCUGCCGUGCGCCAGCGGCAUGGGGCCCUCGCCGUCGUCGCCGCCCUCGCCGCACGGCGUGGCCACGAUCCGCCGCGUGCCGUCCGCAAAAACGGCGCCGAGGCCCACGGGCGGCCCGCGGCCCAUCCGCCCGCCCAGCGUGCCCGUGCGACGCACGGCUCUAAGGGUGGACGUGAGCAGUCCGGGUGUCCUGGUUCUGGCUGACGAGUCGUCGCCCCACCGCAUGGCACCCCCUGAGCUGGUGUCUCCCGAGGAGCGACUGCAUAUCGCGGCGACGCGGCGCAGCAUGACGGAGCGGCUGGGCGCCGUGGUGGUGGCGGCGCACGCGCACGCCCAGUCGCACUCACCCUUCUCCCCGUUCGCCAACACCAACGCCAAUGCCACCGGUGCCGGGGCCAUCUCGGCAACGACGUCAACAGCGGGCAGCGGCGCCGUCACGGUCACUGUCGGCGCGCACGAGGACGCACGCAAGCAGACCACGCCGCACUACCCGGUGCAGGCACAGGACAUGCUGACGGCAAUCCGCCGAGGCGUGCGUCUGCGCAAAACCUCAACCAAUGACCGCUCAGCUCCGAGGUUUUGAGCUUGGAUCACCGCCCCCCCACCCCCCCGACCCCGAUCCCAUUCCGUUCCGUUCUUUAGCUGAUUUAUUUCCCACCACCGUCCGACCGGCUUCGGAUUAAGGAAAAAAAUAUAUACGUUGAUGGUGAUGGCAACAAAUAGCCGUCAGAAACUAGAGCAAGCAACUUGUUGCAACCAUUCGACGCGGCGCCUGUCCUCGUGUUUUGUGAUUUUCUUGGAGCAGACGGUCGACACAUCCCAGUGUGUUUGUCGAUGCCUCUACUGACUGUGCUGAGCACCAAAAGAUUCAUUAUAAGCACUUACACGUGCGCGCAUGUGUGUACGGGUGGGGUAAAACAACGUUGCUUCAUAUUUACGUCGGUUUUUUUGCUUGUUCAUUUGUUUUGGAUUUUUUUCACGCUGAGUAAUGCUCGCAUGUUUUUGUUCAUAGCAUAGAGGACGUUUGUAUAAUUAAUACUGUAAUAUCGACUAACUUUAAGUAGUUGCAUCAAUUAUAAUGGUUCCUUUCUCUACUUUUGCGCUGGGCGUUUUGGAAGACAACAUAAAUAUGCUCGUUCACAAGUGCAGAGCGCGUUGCACGUUUAGAAUGUGGUCAACGGUCACAGCUCGAAAGCCCCUGGCACUUGCUGCUGGUAUUGCUUUGCCAUUUCACACUGCCUUAAAUUGUAUGGUACCUGGCAGAAGUGGGAAAAGGUGAGGCACGGUACUGUGCAGCACAGAGUGUUGCACCAGCAGCACCAAGAAAGCGUUGCGAGUCGAAGGGAAGAUUUCAAGCGAGUGUAAUGAUUUUCAUUUCCCAUUCAAGUACACGUUUUUUGUGAGGGGGCUUUUUGUCGGCAAUUCCAGGCCUCUUAAUAGCAGCUUAUUUGGGAAAGACCAGAGAGGCUGGGUCUGCGGAUUCACUGAGGCUUCCUGCUGUUCAAAAAGUGUAACGUUCAGGUGACGUUUGUUCAAUCACACUCCAGCCUGGAUUGAGGAGAAUGGGAGGAGCCCGGAGCUGAGGGGUGGCUGAUGCUUUGAAGGAUUUGUCUCCCAUUUUGGAGAUAUUUGGAGCACAGUGCACGCUAUGCAUGUUCACCUACCGUAAACAUGCGUGAAAGUCGCACAGUGUGCGCACGGCGGUGGUGAUAAUGUGCAGGCUUCGAUUAAAUUCCGGAUUAAAUUUCAACCACCGCUUGGUCAAAACACCCUCUCCCAAACUCCAGAUGGAGCGCUGCCACCUUAUUCUGUACUUUUACCGUGGUGGAGAUGCUGCAAUGAACAUUGCUCGUGCAGCAUUAAUGUGACUGUUAAUUCAUUGCACUCGUUCUCUCUGAGCGAGCCUCCCCAGGUGCUGAGCACAAACCAGUCCCGUGGCAAAUAUAAGCCUUACACCAAUGUUACAAUUCUUGGAAGUUGCCGUUGAGUGCAUUUUUAGUUAAUUAGUGCACAAACGAAACCUACACGGUGUGUGCAAGUUUCACAACGUCUUGUUUGUAUACGUGGGGUUAUUUUCCGGUUCCUUUAUAUUUGCUUUUCAACCAAAGCCCCUAGGCUUACGAUGUGAUUAUGGAGCAGCGGUCAAUAAUAAGAAUAUCUUUUCAGACAUCGCUGCAAGCGACUGGCUUUCCCAGUGGCCAUUCGAGCAGAAGAGUGUAACAUCUUUGCUAUUUUCUGAAGCGCUUUCAUGAGGUUUUCUUCCUUCGCAACAAAGGUCACUAACUCCCAAAUCCAGCCUCGCCACUGCCAAUCCAGCCUCACUGUUAUUGUUCAGCCAUGCCCAUAUCACAGCUGUUUCUCUGCCUGGCAAUGUUUUUUACAACAAGUUACACAGUAGGUCCACUAAGUAGGUCACAUCGUAAGCCUCCUGGGGCUUUUAAUUGCACUCACGGUUUUUCCUGCGGCAUGUUUACCUAAGGCUUUAACGGUCAAAUGCUCGUUCUCUUUAAUCAACAUAAUUUACAAGUGACCUGACAUUCUUGCUUCCUAACUGGAAAUGACAGCUCCCUUUUGGGGGCGGUGGGGAGUCAUCGACAACAGCAUAUACCGUAUUUGCAUUCUGGAGGCUUCAGAACAUUACGAUACACGCGAGCUGUAAUUGCAGAGUGUGUUUAUACGCAUGAGCCCAAACAGAAUUGGCUGCGAAUAUAGCACUGAACUAGGCCAAUAAAAAGGGACAUUCGCUGUUCUGUGAAAGAUCAAUUAUUCUGGAAAGGCUCACCAAGUCUGUACUCUUCUUCAUUUGGGUCCUGAAUUGGAAUAUUUAUCCUAUAAUUUUAAUGACCGUAUUGUGGCUGUAAGGGGACACUGGAAUACCCAAAGAAACCCCCACGCAUGAGGGGAUAAUUCUCCAAGGACAAUACUCUUUAAUAAUACUCGACCAUCUCCUGGCCACUUUUAUGCCCAUUUGGUUUGAGAGGAUCACAAAUUUAUAACGGCAAAAUAAUUGCAUCUGAAGGGAUAUUUUCAUGGAUGUUUUGAAUAUAAUCAUUUGAACUAUAUGACUGCAAAGGCUUUAUUGCAAGCAAGACUAAAAUAAACUGCUCUGGUUCGCCGUGUAGGAAAUGAAGCAUACCUGAGGAUCCAAGUCAGCUGAUGUGUCUCCAGGUGAUCUGAACAUGUAUGUUGUCGGUGGUCACGUAGAAAGAAAGCCUUUCAGCCCGCACGGUGCAGUUACCAACAAGUCAAAUGUUGCGAGCAUUGGUGGGUGAUUUUGUCACAGAUAGACAUUUAUGUACUUAAGCAGCUUGUCAGGUUGAGCUUUUGUUUUUAUUAAAGAUGACUAAUGGUAUAUUGACUCUAAAUAUGACCAGAAGUCAGUUGCAGGUUUUUCUUGUUUACCAAUCAAAAUACUAUAACAGCGUUUAUAUGUGCAUUCCACAGUUUACGCACGCACAGUGAGAAAGCGACAGGUUAAGCUAAAUGGUGAUUCAACCCUCCCACACCCAAUGCCACAGGUGCCGUUUUGCCAAUAUCAAGUCAUUAUUGGUUGCUCAGAAUCACGUUCAAGCAGCCCUACAGAAAAAAAACGACGCCGCCACCGCACGUGGGCGUUUGAUGUCACUCCUCCAUGAGUGUAACCACGCCCGCGUUCAGUGUAGACCAGUGAUUACUUGAAGCCAGGCCUCAACACCGAUUCGUGAGAAAAUCAGCCCAGUAUAGCUGCAAGUUUCAUAACAAUUGUCAAAGACGAAACAUCUCCAAAGAAAAAAAAUCUAAAUGUGCCCCAUGAGGUGUAUUUUUUCCUUGAAAUUCAAAACGAGUGCCUCUGCACAGGAGCCUACUACUGUCGUGGGCAUGGUGAUGUUUACUUUCCAAACCUGAGCGUGGUCCUGCAGGUUUUGAAAUAUUUUAUUACAAUGGAGACCAAUCUGUUUACCAUGAAAUUACUGCUCCUUGUCUAGCGAUGUCAAAGUGUCUCCAUAUUUAAAUGAGCAUUGAGGCAAACUGUAUUGAUGGUGAAAACCUUGCAUUGCUUGCACUUCUCAAAGUGGUAUUAAUUUUAUUGACCCCCAGGCGCAUGAUGGGCUAACUUGACCCCCCGAUUUGUUGUUGAAUUUUCAGAUUUUCAGAUGCGAGCCGGGCAUUGGCACGGCACCACCUGGCUGGUUAACAAUUAUUUUGUGUCCCCUACUGGCAAAUUCAUUUACUGACAACCCCCCAACCCUUUCCCCCUACCAUUUCCCCCUACCAUUACACUCAACUGAGAUUCAGAAGGACAGUGGAAAUAUUAUCUUGUUUGAUUUCAGAAUACUGUAAUUAUAUUCACAUGCUUCCCUCUAAAACAAAGUAAUAUACAUUUUCUAUAUUCAAACAGAUACUUGAUGUAAUACCCAGCAUGUUGAAGAGAAGUUGCUAUCAUUGACCUCGUAAGUAACGCUGUUAGAAGGCAGUGAACUGUGUUGUGCGAUGAAGACUGAGUAGGGCAAUGGUUUACACUUAUAAAACUUUCAACCGCCUCGGAUGUUACACACGUGUACAAAUAUUUUGGUGCAUAGUAGAAUUGAGCUGUUUUUUGUUUUCAAUUUUAAUGCUUAGUUCAUGUUGUUUAUCGGUUUGUUUAAAAAGUCUGAAACAAACUAAAACAAUAACAAUUGAGCUCCACAGCAAGAAGAUUGGCUGGACCAGCAUUGAAAGAACAUUUAAUUUAUAAAGUAAUUUCGUUUUAUCUUUUUUUAUGACAAUAGUGGAUAUUCUAAGAUUAAGCAUAUUUUAGUACGUGUAAUUUCAUGAUAUCGGUAUUUGAACGUGUCUCAAUCUUUUAAUAUUUUGAUGUUUUUUACGACAUUUUUGUCUUUGUUUUCUUUUCUCUCAAUUAUCCGAGCUUGUCUUUGACUUAACUCUUUUUGACAUUUACACAUUUUACAAGAACUUGAUAAUAAUAUUCUCUCGUGCCAAAACUAAAAAAAUAUAAUCUGUAAACAACACUUUGCACCCUCCCAGGCUUGGAGACGAAGAUGAUGAUGAUUGAGGUGUAAAUGGCACCAAGCGUUCUGUAACAAGUUUUCACCGACCUCUCAGGCUCAUGGAAGGCCAGGUGGCCAAGUAGAACAGCCAUCUGUAGUCCGCUGUAAACGGCAUGUCAUAGUGCAUGUCAUAGUGCACGCGUUGCUUAACAUCUGUGCUGACUACUCUUCCGCAAACAACACUGCUCACUGAUGGAGGGUCUGUGGCUUUUUCAGAGAACACCCAAAAUACUGGUUUGGGAACUCUUGAAUUAUUUUAACAGUACUCCCACGGAUGCACAUACGUAACAAAACAAACCGUUCAUAAAUUUUGAUUUAAAGAUUUCGUCACUGCAGGGAUUCAUAUUCUUGGUUCUUUCGGUAAAGUGUUUUUUUACCGAAAGAACCAAGAAUAUGAAACCCUUCAUAGUUGUAGUGGUCACACCUUAAGCAAGACGUCGCCUUGCGUGCUGUUCAUGACAUUGUACUUUUUACGCCACUCCCGAGUCAAGAACUGUUGUGUGAAGAGAGCAGUAAAAUCCUUGUGACCCACGUGCCCCGUGUGCUGGGAAUACCCAAGGCGGAUCGAUGUAGUGCAGGACUUGAUACGUUUGUGAGUGCGUGCGGACGUUGGCAGUUGUCGCAUUGCAUUUAAGCAGCGGCCUGUGAGGAGCAGAUUGUGUCAGGGAUCUUGCAGGCUUCAGUCCUCAAGACCUCAUACGCCGCUCGCUCUCACAGUUGGACAAGUGCCUGACUUCAUGCAUUGUGUCUAAAUGUUUUGGCUGAAUUGGAUAUGGCACAAUGUUGAGCCAUGGAUUUACAUAGCAGGUAAAAUGAUACUGUUACAUUUGUCAUUAAUUUACUUUGUUCACGUGAGAACCCAUUUACAAAAGUCUCUUGAGCAAGGAAAAUGUAAAGCAUGAUUUAUGCAUUGGUAAAAAAAGCAGUUCCCACCAAAUUUGGUUUUUAAAUAAUGGCUAGGAUGUUUGAACAAAAAAUGCCAAACUUCUUUCCCAGCAAUAUAUCAUGCCUCUUGGUAUAACGGGGAUUUUCACUUUCUAAAUGUCAAGCAUAGAGCAUGGUACAAAUGUAAGGUUGGUAAGGAAAAUUUUAAGUUGUGUAAGGGUGAACUCGCAAUGUGGCAGGACCAAGAAUGUCCGUGCAUGCUUACAGAACCUAAGAGCUAUGUUUGGCCGGGUGUGAGGUGGUAAAUUGGUUACAAGUGGUGGAAGAACUUUCGCCAUGUGAAUCGACUUGUAAGAGAUGGGACAGUCUAGUUCCAAGUAGUCUAUGGCCAGUUGCAUAAAACACCUUAUUAAAACACUACUUAUUGUCUUCAUGCCUGUCGGUGCCGGCAUCGAUCCCAUUAUUUCCAGUCGGCGUAUCCUUCAUAUAUGGCUCCUACAGCGCCAACUUUCGCAAAGUGCAGAGGAGUCUGAUGUGCAGACGAUUUUUCAAUCAUAUGUGGGUGCAGUGAUAACAAAAAUACUAUAAUACAGUUGGUUCGAAAAAGUUAACAUUUACUUAAGCCCAUAAUCCUAUUGUCCUACAACUCUUGAUGGAUGGGUGGGUAUUUGCGGGGUGGAAUUAAUGCCAAGAAAAAGGACUGGUAACCCGAUACGGAUAAAGUUGGUUUUACUGUGCGGCCAACCUGCAAAACAGCUGUCAGGAUCUAUCUUUGUUGAGAUUGCUCGUUACGUGUAGCAGUGGAUAAAUUAAGAAAGAAGAAAACACGGAACUGAAGGUGUUUUAUGCAAGCUGACUCGUGCGUGUAUGGAGUCAUAUCAAGACGGGGCAUGACAGCAGGACAUUCAAUGAAGCUUGUAUAAUGUUUUGUUAGCCACUGUUGUCGCUUAACCCGAGAACCGACGUGUGUCAAGCAAGCACAAUAAUAUAGAGACAAAGCAAUCGCUCAUGCCCACGCUAUUUUGCUAAUCUCAACAGUUGGUGGACGAACGUUGGCUGACCUAUAUCUUAUUCCUCUCUCCCCUUACACCCCACCCCCCUACUCCACCCCUAAUUCCCACCUUAUGUACAGUAUAUUAUAAUAGACUAGUAGAUCAAAAUCGUUUUUUUUUAGAUGAAAAGUGUUCGCAGUGCUUCUCGCUUAAAACAGCGAAAUUAUUGAAUAAAGUUGCAGUAACGUAAAA